UAAUACACUUUGAACGCAACUAAACUAAAAGUUUGAUAAAAUGAACCUUUCCACUAUUUCAGUUUUAUUUCUUUUGGAACUUUCUGCAGUAUGCCAUGGAUUAACAAAUCCCUGUCGCCGAAAGUUCGAAGAAGGCCUGGAGAAGUGUUUUGAUGACUCUGUUGGUACACAAGUGGAUGUUAUUCAGACUCUUAUGGGCAGCAGUCAAAACCCUGGAAGCACAGAGACUAUCUGCAGCAAGAAAAGCCAGAUUUUAUCAUGCGUGACAAAAGUGCUCACAAAUGUGACGUCGAGUGCCACAUGUGAAAAGGACCUGACAGAGAUCACCAUGAUUACCGGUCUCUCAGCCCGCUUACAGACACUAAUUGGAGUCCUCUGUACUGAAAGGACACUUCCGCAAAUUGUUAAUCAUUAAUCCGUCCCACUCAUCACCACACUACGAGAUGGACAGUUGGCGUCAGUGAAAAUAUGUCACAAUGAAAAAUAAAAUGAACAACCAAAUUUAA
Messenger RNA from Saccostrea echinata, 506 nucleotides. RefSeq lists its product as uncharacterized. The transcript has 5 exons. NCBI's taxonomy places the organism in Eukaryota, Metazoa, Mollusca, Bivalvia, Ostreida, Ostreidae. The record is from RefSeq and is a predicted model, not a curated record. Bases 41 to 415 code for a protein of 124 amino acids.